CCCCUUUCACUCACUGUUCCAUCCAAACCUCUUCAAUUCCCUCCCCCUCAACAUCCAACAUGGCCUCAGCAUGGACCGAGCAUCAGAACAAGCUCUUUGAGCGCGCUCUAGCAGUCUUCGACAAGGACACCCCCGACCGGUGGCACAACGUGGCCCGAGCAGUCGGCGGGGGCAAGACUGCCGAGGAGGUCAAGUCCCACUACGACCUCCUAAUCGAGGACCUCAAAAGCAUUGAGUCCGGCCGCGUCCCUUUCCCCAACUACAAGUAGCUAGCCGUCCAACACCUACAGGGUGAGCAAGUAUAUGGCCUUGGAGUGGAGAUUUCACUUAUUCAGUAUCAACUAUUAUGAAGUAGAUGGGCCAAUGCUAUGUAUCAAUGACAACUUUUAUAAUGAAUGAGUAAUGUUAUAGUA
Molecule: messenger RNA, 413 nt
Organism: Zingiber officinale
Lineage: Eukaryota; Viridiplantae; Streptophyta; Magnoliopsida; Zingiberales; Zingiberaceae
Product: protein RADIALIS-like 6
Exons: 2
Coding region: 60-269 (69 amino acids)
Molecular function (GO): DNA-binding transcription factor activity
Source: RefSeq, a predicted model, not a curated record